GAGUACGUCAAUGUACCAGAAACUGUUUUUGCUCUUUCAGAGAAACCAGUAUGCACUCUUAAAGGUCACCAGGAUGAUGUCUUGGACCUGUCUUGGUCAAGAUCUCAGCUACUUCUUUCAUCUUCGAUAGACAAGACUGUUCGGCUAUGGGAUGUUGAAACUCAGAGUUGCUUAAAAAUGUUCGCGCAUAACGACUAUGUUACUUGCAUACAGGUCAAUCCAAUGGAUGAUGACUACUUCAUCAGCGGUUCUCUGGACGCAAAGGUUCGGCUUUGGAAUAUACCUGAUCGGAAAGUUGUAGAUUGGACUGAUCUUCAUGAAAUGGUCACUGCUACUUGCUUCACCCCAGAUGGCCAGGUAGUACUUGUAAUUGUAUUGGAGCAUUCACAUUUAACUUCUCGCUAAUAGUUCUUCAAUAUGACAUGAAUUUCUGCUGUUGCGUGUUUCUCCUUCUUGGGUAGUUGUUUGUAUCAGUAAAGAACAUCAUCAAGCCAAAUCAGCUAACAACAUA
This is a messenger RNA of Nicotiana tabacum (common tobacco), 511 nucleotides long. NCBI's taxonomy places the organism in Eukaryota, Viridiplantae, Streptophyta, Magnoliopsida, Solanales, Solanaceae. The record is from RefSeq and is a predicted model, not a curated record.